AUGUAUUCGCACUUCAACAACGAGCCUGUGGCGAAGCGGGUGAACAACCUGUUUACCGACCGACUUCGCCAGUUCACCAGCGACGGCGAAUACCGGUCUCUCAACCUGCCAGCUUUCUACGAGCGAGAACGACUGGAUGGCAAGAACCAUGUGGCGAUUGAAACGUAUGCCGUUUCAGAUCUACGACGGCCACUGUUCAAAGACGCCCUCAAAGAGGCAGAUGGCCACUGGAAACCAGCAAAGAAGGGCUCCGAGUACGGACCUUCCUGGGCCACUCACUGGUUCAAGAUCCAGGUCUGUGUGCCCCCAGAGUGGAAGAAGAACUACUACAAAAAGGGCGACCUGGUGGUGUUCAAUUGGAAUCUCAACUGUGAGGGUCUCGUGUUCAGCGAGUCUGGAGAAGCUCUUAUUGGUUUAUCCGGCGAGGAACGACGAGAAUGGCCCAUUCCCGACAACUGGUUCGACGGAAAGUGCCAUACCUUUUACAUUGAGGCCAGUUGCAAUGGCAUGUUCGGCAACGCAACGGGAUCUUCCAUCCAGCCCCCCAGCGACAACAGAUAUUUCAGACUGGACUCUGCAGACCUCGUUGUCAUCAACUCCGAGGCCCGACAUCUCUUUGUGGAUUUUUGGAUUAUCGGAGAUGCGGCCCGGGAGUUCCCAGGGGAUUCGUGGCAACGUGGAAAGGCACUAGAUGUCGCUAACAAGAUCAUGGAUGCCUUUGAUCCUGAAAACCCAGAUGAGAGUAUCGCCGAGGGCCGAAAACUUGCCAAGGAAUACCUCGGAGAUACUACAAAGGCCUACAAGCAACAGCUACCAUUCGCUGAUGGCCUAGUUUACGCACUCGGUAACUGCCACAUCGAUACCGCGUGGCUAUGGCCCUUUGCUGAGACUCGUCGAAAGGCAGGUCGAUCUUGGGCUUCUCAACUUGAGCUCAUCGACAAGUACCCCGAGUACGUGUUUGUGGCUUCCCAGGCCCAGCAGUUCAAGUGGCUCAAGGAAGACUACCCCGACUUGUUUGCCAAGAUUCAAAAGCAGGCUAAGAAGGGCCGCUUCCUUCCUGUCGGAGGCGCCUGGACCGAGUGUGACACUAACCUGCCCUCUGGAGAGUCUCUCCUGCGCCAGUUCCUGCUUGGUCAGCGAUUCUUCCUCGAACACUUUGGCUCCCUUUCUGACACUUUCUGGCUGCCUGACACUUUCGGAUACUCUGCUCAGGUUCCUCAGCUGUGUCGAUUGGCUGGCAUGGACCGUUUCUUGACCCAGAAGUUGUCCUGGAAUAACAUCAACUCGUUCCCCAAUUCAACAUUUAAUUGGGUGGCUCUGGAUGGCUCGCAGGUGCUCUGUCACAUGCCACCCAACAACACCUACACUUCUAUGGCCAACUUUGGUGACGUCUCACGAACUCAGAAACAGAACAAGAAUCUUGACACCACUCGAAACUCCCUCAUGCUCUAUGGCCACGGAGACGGAGGAGGAGGCCCCACUGCUGAGAUGCUGGAGAAGCUGCGUCGAUGCCGAGGUGUGUCCAACACCGUCGGGGAACUUCCUCCUGUAAUCCAGGGACAAUCUGUGACCGACUUCUACAAUGAGCUUCUUGAUCAGACUAACAACGGCAAGGAUCUCGUAACCUGGGUCGGGGAGCUGUACUUUGAGUUCCACCGUGGUACCUACACCAGUCAAGCCCAGACUAAAAAGGGUAACCGAGUGUCGGAGAACCUGCUACACGAUGUCGAGUUGUUGGCCACUCUGGCCAGUAUUCGAGACUCAUCUUACAAGUACCCCUUUGCACAGCUUGAGUCUCUCUGGGAGGAUGUGUGUCUUUGCCAGUUCCAUGAUGUUCUUCCUGGAUCAUGCAUUGAGAUGGUCUACAAGGAUGUUAAAAAGAUCCAUGGACGGGUUAUUGAUACUGCUUCCCACCUCAUUGAUAAAGCCGCUUCUGCCUUGGGUCUUUCUGGUCACCCUUCCAAGGACUCCUUCGACUGCACUCCUGUUGCUCUCAACACCAUGCCUUGGUCGCGAACCGAGGUCGUCGCUGUUCCCCAGCCACAUUGGGAUGCCACCGUGGAGCUUGCUGAGGGUGUCGAGAUCCAAGAAGACUCGGGCAAUGCCCUCGUCAUGAUGUCUGAAUCUGGACCUGUUGUCACCACUCAAUCUGUAGACUUGUUCAAGUCUGAAGACGCCUACAUCCUUGAGAAUAGCCAGGUCAAGGUGACGAUUUGCAAGGAUGAUGGUACCCUCACCAGCAUUUACGACAAAGAGAAUGACCGUCGGGUCCUGUCUGGAACAGGUAACCGACUGGUAUUGUUCGACGACCAGCCGUUGUCGUGGCAGGCUUGGGACACUGAGGUGUUUUCUCUUGGUAAGAAGCAGUACAUUGGUGCCGAGAAUGUGACUCGUCAUUCCAUCGUCUCUUCUGGCCCUCUGCGAUCAACUGUCGCCUUCACUUACGAAUUCAACAAAUCUGUUGUCACAACCGAGAUUUCUCUCGACGCUAACUCGCCUCUGGUAACUUUUAACACCCGUGCCGACUGGCAUGAAACUUGCAAGUUUCUAAAGGUGGAAUUUCCUGUGGACGUCCACAGUGAGUCUGCUUCGUACGAGUCUCAGUUUGGUGUUGUUAAGCGCCCCACUCAUUACAACACCUCUUGGGACGUGGCCAAGUUUGAGGUAUGCUGCCACAAGUUUGCGGAUCUGUCCGAACUCGACUACGGCGUGUCCAUCUUGAAUGACUGCAAGUAUGGAUUCGCCACCCAUGGUAAUCUCAUGCGACUGUCGCUGCUGCGGGCCCCUAAGGCUCCCGACGCUCAUGCUGAUAUGGGUCAUCAUGAGUUCAAGUACGGAGUCCUUGCUCACAAGGGACCCCUUGGUGCUACAACUGUUCGGGCCGCUUACAACUUCAACAACCCUCUUCGGGUCAAGUAUGUGGGUCUCUCUGAAGUUUCCACCAAGCAGGCCUUUUCUCUCAAAGGCCCUGCGAAUCUGGUGCUCAGCCAGGUUAAGAGGGCCGAAGUUGACCGAUCUAAGAAGUCCACCAAUGUCAUCUUGCGAGUUUACGAGGCUCUCGGAGGCCGAACUCGAGGCAAACUCGUUAUCGACUUGCCCAACGUGGUGUCUGUGACCAAGACCUGUGCUCUGGAGUACUCCAAGGAGAAACAGGUUGUUGCCAAGAGCGAGGGUGUCACUUCUGUAGACAUUUCUCUACGUGCUUUUGAGGUUGCCACCUACAAGGUUGAGUUGGCUUAG
Molecule: messenger RNA, 3240 nt
Organism: Yarrowia lipolytica CLIB122
Lineage: Eukaryota; Fungi; Ascomycota; Dipodascomycetes; Dipodascales
Biological process (GO): mannose metabolic process; oligosaccharide catabolic process
Cellular component (GO): fungal-type vacuole membrane
Molecular function (GO): carbohydrate binding; alpha-mannosidase activity
Source: RefSeq, a predicted model, not a curated record